Messenger RNA from Scleropages formosus (Asian bonytongue), 1849 nucleotides. It is a transcript of the gene map2k2a, whose product is annotated as mitogen-activated protein kinase kinase 2a. Bases 333 to 1541 code for a protein of 402 amino acids. The record is from RefSeq and is a predicted model, not a curated record. The transcript has 11 exons. Lineage: Eukaryota; Metazoa; Chordata; Actinopteri; Osteoglossiformes; Osteoglossidae. Gene Ontology annotation, biological process: protein phosphorylation. Gene Ontology annotation, molecular function: protein kinase activity; ATP binding.
GGGCGGGCGGCAGAGAGGGGGGGGCCGCUGGAGAAACGCACCGGACGCGGCGGCUGAAGUGAAGCGAUGCGCGCGGCACGCGCCAGCGCUCAGCGGCUUCCCUCGCGCAGCCGUGCGCAUCGCCUGUGAAGGAGCCCCGCGUGCGGGAUUGCGCGCGCAGCUUCGUGGAGUCCCGGCAUGUGGCGCAGCGUCCGCUCGCGCUCGCAGUGACAGAACGACAACGGGCGCGCGCGCGGGACUCUCUUCAGCCGACACUCGACGCGUUUUCCCGCCGGUUUCCUAAAAAAUACUACUAGACGACAGCGAGCCAGUCCCACUCCCGGCGAACGGACAUGGCCCCGAAAAGGAGACCGCCGCCGCUGCAGCCCAUGAACACAGCCGCCACCGCGGAAGGACAGGCGGUGGGCGCCCCCGCGGACACGGCGUCCGAGGCCAACCUGGAGGCGCUUCAGAAGAAGCUCGGUGAGAUGGACCUGGACGAGCAGCAGAGGAAGCGUUUGGAGGCCUUCCUCACUCAAAAGGCCAAGGUGGGGGAGCUGAAGGACGACGACUUCCACCGCAUCUGCGAGCUGGGCGCCGGCAACGGUGGCGUGGUGAACAAGGUCCGUCACAGACCCACCGGACUGGUCAUGGCCAGGAAGCUGAUCCACCUGGAGAUCAAGCUGGCCAUCCGGAACCAGAUCAUCCGUGAGCUGCAAGUUCUGCAUGAGUGCAACUCCCCCUACAUUGUGGGCUUCUACGGGGCCUUCUACAGCGAUGGCGAGAUCAGUAUCUGCAUGGAGCACAUGGAUGGCGGCUCUCUGGACCAAGUGCUGAAAGAAGCUAAGAGGAUCCCAGAAGAGAUUCUAGGCAAAGUCAGCAUAGCUGUACUGAGGGGGCUCGCCUAUCUGCGGGAGAAACACCAGAUCAUGCACAGAGAUGUCAAGCCAUCCAACAUCCUGGUGAACUCGCGUGGGGAGAUCAAGCUGUGCGACUUUGGUGUGAGCGGCCAGCUCAUCGACUCUAUGGCCAACUCCUUUGUGGGGACCCGCUCCUACAUGUCGCCGGAGAGACUGCAGGGCACGCACUACUCGGUCCAGUCGGACGUGUGGAGCAUGGGUCUGUCCCUGGUGGAGCUGGCUGUUGGUCGCUUCCCCAUCCCACCUCCCGAUGCCAAGGAGCUGGAGGCCAUCUUUGGACGGCCUAUACUGGAUGGAGCAGAGAGGGACCAUCACAGCACCUCUCCACGGCCCAGGCCUCCGGGACGGCCCGUCAGUGGACACGGGAUGGACAGUCGUCCAGCCAUGGCUAUAUUUGAGCUGCUGGACUACAUUGUUAAUGAGCCUCCUCCGAAACUGCCACAUGGGAUCUUCACUUCUGACUUCCAGGACUUUGUGUCAAAAUGCCUCAUCAAGAACCCCGCAGAGAGAGCUGAUCUGAAGAUGUUAAUGAACCACACGUUUAUCAAGCGCUCUGAAGUGGAGGAGGUGGACUUUGCAGGCUGGCUGUGCAAAACCAUGGGUCUCAACCAGCCCAGUACACCCACACGCAGUGUCAUCUAAAGACGCGUCUGCCUGUCUGUCCGCUUGCGCUGCCAAGAUGUCUGCGCUGUCUCAUGCGUGCACUCAUGUGCGCGCGCACACACACACUUAUAACGGUUACAUUCAAACCAACAUGCAUACAUACGUGUCUCUGGGAAUAUGAGCUGUUUGUGAAGGAACGCCGCUUUCUCCAAAGCUACAAACAAAAGCAGGUCCCUUUACUGGUGCUCUUUCCCCAUACCUCAAAAGGUAACCAAACAAUUUGCUGUUCAGAACAGCUCAUCAUGAUCAUAGAGCACAGCAUGUCACCACUGAAUUUUUUUUUUUUU